Rhinichthys klamathensis goyatoka is the source of this 656-nucleotide messenger RNA. Its product is annotated as sarcoplasmic reticulum histidine-rich calcium-binding protein-like. The annotation marks the transcript as partial. Lineage: Eukaryota; Metazoa; Chordata; Actinopteri; Cypriniformes; Leuciscidae. The transcript is spliced from 5 exons. The record is from RefSeq and is a predicted model, not a curated record. Gene Ontology annotation, molecular function: calcium ion binding.
ACCCCAUCUUUCCCUCGUGCUGUAGAAACUGCUGAGGAGGAAAAUGUAGAGUCAGAAGAGGUGGUCUCCAAGGAGGAUGAACAGUAUAGAUCAGGCUCUUUCUGUGGCCUUUGCUCAGUCUGCGAGCACUGCAGUAGCUGUGACAAAUGUCCCUGUGAGGAAGGAGACACGUCAGCACACUGCCAUCACUGUGAAGGUUGUUCAUACUGCUACAUUUGUCCGGUGAUCUGUGAGACCGUCUGCCAGCCAGGAGGAAUUCUUGAUGUAUUGAGCGGUUCUCUCUACCAGACUGUGAACACAUUACUCUGAAUACAUUUGGUGUUGUUCACAGCGCCAUCUUUUGGUGAACAGAGGAACUACAGACUAGUGGUCAGAUCAUUCACUUGUAGGCCUGUUUAUUUGACUGACCAGAUCAGGGGAUUUUCACCAUGAGGCCAAUAAUGGGAGUGGACAACCUACUGCACCCUAGAUAUAACUGAGGAACUACCAGGACCCUAAUGUUUACCAUUUAAUGGCACUUUAAAGGUGACUUUACAUGCUGUGCUAAAUGAAUAACAAUUAAAUUUGAUUAAGUGCAAAGGUUCUCGUAUAAAAUUGUACAAUAUCACUGUUUUUGACUGUAUUUUUGAGAAAAUAAAUGCAGCCUUGGUGAACAA